CGACAAGAAAGAGAGGCUAUUCUAAUUUUCCGACAAGAAUUUGUUAAUCUCAAAAAAGUUGUGUCCUUCAAAGGAGUAUGAGCACCUCAAAUCUGGAACGUCUGAUAACCUAAAGAUCUUCACAUAUAGUAUAACCUGAUGCCAUCGGAAGUACAUAUUGUGGUUCAGACAAUGAUCCCAAAGUACAAACACCAAAUCUCUUCUGCUUUCUUCAAUGGUUUCCCUGUCCUUAUUUUCUUCUAUUCUCUAAUAAUGUAAAAACGAAAAAUGAAAUCUUUUCUCAGUUUCUCAGUUUACCUGUGCGCCAACUGCACGUUUUUGUUUUUCUUUGCAGUGCUUAUCUGAGUUUCAACAACAUUUUUAAUAGUGCACGAGUUCUUCUUCUCUUUAAGCUCCUCUCUCUCUCUCUCUCUUGCUGAGCGUUUACGAAGAUGAUCCAUUUUUUCUCAUUUUAUGAGUUGAUGAAUCGUUAAUGGAGUUAAAAGGGUCGGAUACUUCGAUGCUAAACUAUGUAAAUUCCCAUGUUUUAUGUCAACUUGUACAAAAUCCGGCCAAAGCUUGAAGCUUUGAUCGUAUCGAGUGUUGAUCCUCAAAAUAUUCCAACUUUAUAGCAUCAUUUUUCCCAAAAAUGUCAUCACUAGAGAUGUCCCACAUCGAUUUAGAGCAAGGGACUCACCGCCGCAACGGGAGUGACGAAAGCGCCGGAGAGGCAAGCGUCUGCUUCUCGGAUGGCGACGAGGGCCCUUGCUUCUCUCAGUUUUAUUCCACUGCAGGUGGUUCUCAAGACGACUACAGUAUCGCCUACGGAGAAAUCGGCGCGUCGGAUAGGAGGAGGGGAUCUUCGGCCUCGGAUUUCUCGGUGGAAGCGGAGAUUCAGGGGGGGGUCCCGGAGAUCAAGGUGCAUUCGGCCAAAGUUGAGAGGGAUUGUAGAAUUUGCCAUUUGGGUUUGGAAAGUAAUAGCCGUGAAUCUGGGGUUCCUAUCGAACUUGGCUGUUCUUGUAAAGAUGAUCUUGCUGCUGCUCAUAAACACUGCGCUGAAGCCUGGUUUAAGAUCAGAGGAAAUAACACUUGCGAGAUUUGUCAUUCAACUGCACGCAAUGUAGUUGGAGCGAACGAGACUGAGUCAAUAGACCAAACGAACGAGACGAACAGUUCCGCGACAAUAAUCUCAGGACCGACACACCAUACGGACUCUCAAAGCUUCUGGAACGGCCAUCGCAUCCUCAACCUUCUCCUAGCUUGCAUGGUAUUUGCAUUUGUUAUCUCAUGGAUCUUUCACUUCAAUAUGCCAUCAUAA
Messenger RNA from Hibiscus syriacus, 1297 nucleotides. RefSeq lists its product as uncharacterized. Gene Ontology annotation, molecular function: zinc ion binding. The transcript is spliced from 2 exons. The coding region runs from base 629 to 1297 and encodes 222 amino acids. The record is from RefSeq and is a predicted model, not a curated record. NCBI's taxonomy places the organism in Eukaryota, Viridiplantae, Streptophyta, Magnoliopsida, Malvales, Malvaceae.